Trachymyrmex septentrionalis is the source of this 695-nucleotide messenger RNA. RefSeq lists its product as uncharacterized. NCBI's taxonomy places the organism in Eukaryota, Metazoa, Arthropoda, Insecta, Hymenoptera, Formicidae. The record is from RefSeq and is a predicted model, not a curated record. The transcript is spliced from 3 exons. The coding region runs from base 88 to 528 and encodes 146 amino acids.
UGUAUAUACACGCAUAUAAAUUCGAAAGGCAAGUUUGCGGAUCAUCUCCGAGAGUCUCGACGUGCGUCGCCUUAUACGUAGGUACAAAUGGAAACGCAGUCGAAUCCAUCGCGCGCGAAAGCGAAAACCAGUUGUCACAUGAGAAUAUUCCUUGUCGUCACCCUCGCCGUUACUUUAUUCUACCCAACUCUCAUCGAUACGGCAGUGGUCCGUUCCGAGAAACAGUUGCAGCGGGUACUGUUACGGGACUUUACAAACGUCAGGAUUCCACGAGCUACAGAAGACAGCGACGAGGAAAACGCACCGAGACGAAUUUGUCCGAACGCGCAUCCCUGUGGAUGGGCGGUCUACAAUCCUUAUACGCGUAACAUUGAAUAUUUCAUGAGAAACACUUGUGAAUGCCCGGAUGAAAGUUACAAGUGCGUGCGCGUUGGAGACGAUCUCUCCGCGAGUGCGUACGUAUACCGUUGCCGCCAAAAUACGACAGCAGAGGACAUUGAGUCUCCCUCUCUCGAUGACACCCUCUGAGACGAGCAUCUCAUCAGAGAUCUCAGCAUCUCAUUAUCUCGUCAUCGGUACCUACUUAUAUCACGUGUCACGCCAAAUCUGCAGUUACCGCCAUCGUCGUCGUGAUCGUCUUCACGAUUCGUCGCAUAACUCCAGCUCUUCGAGUUUUCGAUAAUACAUCUUUACCG